AUGUCCGGUGACGAAUUUCAACAGAUACCCAUUGUGGUUGGGUCUAAACCAGCGUACUCUCGUAUGGGGGGGACUUCCUUGGCCAACGCAGACUGUAGUCAGUUACGCAUGAUUGGGGAUAACUAUCAGAUUACGAGAACUAGUGAUACUCGCUCGGCGGAAACGUCAUAUAGCGAUCUGGCCCGGCACUCGAGCUGUGAAUCUCGAGUGGUAGCUUUACAUCUUUACGGUGCGCUUUUGCGGGGUACCGGGGCACCAAACUCUCAUUGUUCUACUGAAAUGAUGACUUGGCCACAUACAAUUCAUCGAACUUUGAGGCCUCCCCGAGGCAAUCGUCGGCUUGGUUUUGAGGUCGACGACUCUGCAGUGGCUACCGUGGCUCCCAAUGGAAUUACUGUCGGUGUCGUCACUGCACAUGCUUCUAUGGUAAAUGUAGAGGCUGCGGCCGAGAAGAGUGUUUUCAAGUCGAAGGUUCACAAAUGGCGACGCGUCGCUGUAAAUCUUUUGACUGGACCAACCACUUUGCCAAAAGCCAUCUUCAUAAUUCACAUCCUUAUUGGUAUCUUUGCCUACUCUCUAUGCACCCGCGCAGCAAUGAUUUUCGAUUAUUACACUGAGCAAGGCGAUAUGGCUAUAGCUGGAGCUAUUUGGGCUGGGAUGUUUAUGUUGUUUAUGUUGACGAUGCGGUAUCUAGUAAAGUAG
This is a messenger RNA of Botrytis porri, 702 nucleotides long. RefSeq lists its product as uncharacterized. Bases 1 to 702 code for a protein of 233 amino acids. NCBI's taxonomy places the organism in Eukaryota, Fungi, Ascomycota, Leotiomycetes, Helotiales, Sclerotiniaceae. The transcript is spliced from 6 exons. The record is from RefSeq and is a predicted model, not a curated record.